This is a messenger RNA of Sardina pilchardus (European sardine), 939 nucleotides long. RefSeq names its product polymeric immunoglobulin receptor-like. Bases 22 to 939 code for a protein of 305 amino acids. Gene Ontology annotation, cellular component: plasma membrane. The record is from RefSeq and is a predicted model, not a curated record. NCBI's taxonomy places the organism in Eukaryota, Metazoa, Chordata, Actinopteri, Clupeiformes, Clupeidae. Gene Ontology annotation, molecular function: transmembrane signaling receptor activity. The transcript has 4 exons.
CUGAAUCUGAAAGGAUUUCAGAUGGGAGGCAUUGCAAUUCUUUGCAAAUUUAAUAACAUGCAUACAAACAAGAAGAGAUACUUCUGCAAGGGCAAUUCUACAACCUGCCCUCAUAAUCGCUUCACAAAUGGUACUGAUAGCAGGUUCUUCCAGUAUGAAAAUGAGUUCAAUAAGGCCCACUUAUUAGUUCUACUCACAAACCUCACCACACAGGACACCGGGAUGUAUCACUGUGCAGUUGAAGAUGAAGAAAUGCAGGCAGCAUUUAACUUGAAUAUAAAAGAAGUUGACUGCUGUGAUUCACCUAAUACAACUACUGGACAUGUGGGAGGACAUAAAAGGAUUCAGUGCAAGUACCCUGAGGAAGCAAAAACAAACGUGAAACACUUCUUCAAGCAACAUGAUACGUUCGUUGAUUUGGAUUUUAUCACAUCAAAUUCUUUACCAAAGAAUACAAAAUAUUCUCAGUCUGACAACAAAUCUGCAAACGUCUUUACUGUGACUAUCCAUGAGCUGGAGAGGAAGGAUGCUGGGAUCUACUGGUGUGGACUUAGAACUGCUGGGAAUAAUGUGGCUUUGACCGGACAGGUGAAUCUACAGAUCACAGGUGUCACAGGCAUUGCCUCUCCUAUUGCAUCCAGGGAAGUUGUAGGGUUCUCUGAAGUGGAUGGCACUAACUAUGAAGAUGUUCCUCAAGAGUUAUCAGCUAGCAACAUUCAGAUGAGUUCAGUCUAUCAAAACCUAAACCCCAACACUGAUGAAGAUUACCAGAACCUGAACCCCAACACUGAUGCACUUUACCAGAGUUUGAACCCCAACACCAUCCAACCUAAUGCAGAUUACCAAACCCUGAACCCCGAUGCACUUUACCAGAGUUUGAACCCCAACACCAUCCAACCUAAUGCGGAAUACCAGAGCUUGAACCUUAAUACCAGAUAA